Schistocerca nitens (vagrant locust) is the source of this 5280-nucleotide messenger RNA. Its product is annotated as repetitive organellar protein-like. Lineage: Eukaryota; Metazoa; Arthropoda; Insecta; Orthoptera; Acrididae. The record is from RefSeq and is a predicted model, not a curated record. The coding region runs from base 1 to 5280 and encodes 1759 amino acids. Gene Ontology annotation, molecular function: efflux transmembrane transporter activity. Gene Ontology annotation, biological process: transmembrane transport. Gene Ontology annotation, cellular component: cytoskeleton. The transcript is spliced from 22 exons.
AUGAUAAUAUCGAUAUAUAAUGAAAAGUAUCGAAAAGAUAUCGAAAAGUAUCGAAAAGAUAUCGAAAAGUAUCGAAAAGAUAUCGAAAAGUAUCGAAAAGAUAUCGAAAAGUAUCGAAAGGAUAUCGAAAAGUAUCGAAAAGAUAUCGAAAAGUAUCGAAAAGAUAUCGAAAAAAAAGAUAUCGAAAAGUACAGAAAAGAUAUCGAAAAGUACAGAAAAGAUAUCGAAAAGUACCGAAAAGAUAUCGAAAAGUACCGAAAAGAUAUCGAAAAGUACCGAAAAGAUAUCGAAAAGUACCGAAAAGAUAUCGAAAAGUACCGAAAAGAUAACGAAAAGUACCGAAAAGAUUUCGAAAAGUACCGAAAAGAUAUCGAAAAGUACCGAAAAGAUAUCGAAAAGUACCGAAAAUAUAUCGAAAAGUACCGAAAAGAUAUCGAAAAGUACCGAAAAGAUAUCGACAAGUACCGAAAAGAUAUCGACAAGUACCGAAAAGAUAUCGACAAGUACCGAAAAGAUAUCGAAAAGUACCGAAAAGAUAUCGAAAAGUAUCGUAAAGAUAUCGAAAAGUAUCGAAAAGACAACGAAAAGUAUCGAUAUAUCGAUAAGUAUCGAUAUAUCGAUAAGUAUCGAUAUAUCGAUAAGUAUCCAUAUAUCAAUAAGUAUCCAUAUAUCGAUAUAUCGAUAAUAUCGAUAUAUAAUGAUAAGUAUCGAUAUAUAAUGAAAAGUAUCGAAAAGAUAUCGAAAAGUAUCGAAAAGAUAUCGAAAAGUAUCGAAAAGAUAUCGAAAAGUAUCGAAAAGAUAUCGAAAAGUAUCGAAAAGAUCGAAGAAAAGAUAUCGAAAAUAUCGAUAUAUAAUGAAAAGUAUCGAUAUAAUGAAAAGUAUCGAAAAGAUAUCGAAAAGUAUCGAAAAGAUAUCGAAAAGUAUCGAAAAGAUAUCAAAAAGUAUCGAAAAGAUAUCGAAAAGUAUCGAAAAGAUAUCGAAAAGUAUCGAAAAGAUAUCGAAAAGUAUCGAUAUAUCGAUAAGUAUCGAUAUAUCGAAAAGUAUCGAUAUAUCGAAAAUAUCGAUAUAUCGAUAAGUAUCGAUAUAUCGAUAAGUAUCGAUAUAUCGAUAAGUAUCAAUAUAUCGAUAAGUAUAGAUAUAUCGAAAAGUAUCGAUAUAUCGAAAAAUAUCGAAAAGUACCGAAAAGAUAUCCAAAAGUACCGAAAAGAUAUCGAAAAGUACCGAAAAGAUAUCGAAAAGUACCGAAAAGAUAUCGAAAAGUAUCGAAAAGAUAUCGAAAAGUAUCGAAAAGAUAUCGAAGAGUAUCGAAAAGAUAUCGAAAAGUAUCUAUAUAUAAUGAAAAAUAUCGAUAAGUAUCGAAAAGAUAUUGAUAAGUAUCGAAAAGAUAUCGAUAAGUAUCGAAAAGAUGUCGAAAAGUAUCGAAAAGACAUCGAAAAGUAUCGAAAAGAUAUCGAAAAGAUAUCGAAAAGUAUCGAAAAGAUAUCGAAAAGUAACGAAAAGAUAUCGAAAAGUAUCUAUAUAUAUCGAAAAAUCGAUAAGUAUCGAUAUAUCGAAAAGUACCGAUAUAUCGAAAAGUACCGAUAUAUCGAUAAGUACCGAUAUAUCGAAAAGUACCGAUAUAUCGAUAAGUACCGAUAUAUCGAAAAGUACCGAUAUAUCGAAAAGUACCGAUAUAUCGAAAAGUACCGAUAUAUCGAAAAGUACCGAUAUAUCGAAAAGUACCGAUAUAUCGAUAAGUACCGAUAUAUCGAAAAGCACCGAUAUAUCGAUAAGUACCGAUAUAUCGAUAAGUACCGAUAUUUCGAAAAGUACCGAUAUAUCGAUAAGUACCGAUAUAUCGAUAAGUACCGAUAUAUCGAAAAGUGCCGCUAUAUCGAAAAGUAUCGAUAUAUCGAAAAUACCGAUAUAUCGAAAAGUACCGGUAUAUCGAAAAGUACCGAUAUAUCGAUAAGUACCGAUAUAUCGAAAAGUACCGAUAUAUCGAAAAGUACCGAUAUGUCGAAAAGUACCGAUAUAUCGAAAAGUACCGAUAUAUCGAAAAGUACCGAUAUGUCGAUAAGUACCGAUAUAUCGAUAAGUACCGAUAUACCGAAAAGUACCGAUAUAUCGAAAAGUACCGAUAUAUCGAUAAGUACCGAUAAAUCGAUAAGUGCCGAUAUAUCGAUAAGUACCGAUAUAUCGAUAAAUAUCGAUAAGUACCGAAAAGAUAUCGAUAAGUACCGAAAAGAUAUCGAAAAGUACCGAGAAGAUAUCGAAAAGUACCGAAAAGAUAUCGAAAAGUAUCGAAAAGAUAUCGAAAAGUAUCGAAAAGAUAUCGAAAAGUAUCGAUAUAUAUCGAAAAGUAUCGAUAAAUAUCGAAAAUACCGAAAAGAUAUAGAUAAGUAUCGAAAAGAUAUCGAUGAGUAUCGAAAAGAUAUAGAUAAGUACCGGAAAGAUAUCGAAAAGUACCGAAAAGAUAUCGAAAACUACCGGAAAGAUAUCGAAAAGUACCGAAAAGAUAUCGAAAAGUACCGAAAAGAUAUCGAAAAGUACCGAAAAGAUAUCGAAAAGUACCGAAAAGAUAUCGAAAAGUACCGAAACGAUAUCGAAAAGUACCGAAAAGAUUUCGAAAAGUACCGAAAAGAUUUCGAAAAGUACCGAAAAGAUUUCGAAAAGUAUCGAAAAGAUAUCGAAAAGUAUCGAAAAGGUAUAGAUAAGUAUCGAAAAGAUAUCGAUAAGUAUCGAAAAGAUAUAGAUAAGUAUCGAAAAGAUAUCGAUAAGUAUCGAAAAGAUAUCGAAAAGUAUCGAAAAGAUAUCGAAAAGUAUCUAUAUAUAUCGAAAAGUAUCUAUAUAUAUCGAAAAGUAUCUAUAUAUAUCGAAAAGUAUCUAUAUAUAUCGAAAAGUAUCUAUAUAUAUCGAAAAGUAUCUAUAUAUAAUGAAAAGUAUCGAUAUAUAAUUAAAAUAUCGAUAUAUAAGUACCGAAAAGAUAUCGAAAAGUACCGAAAAGAUAUCGAAAAGUACCGAAAAGAUAUCGAAAAGUACCGAAAAGAUAUCGAAAAGUAUCGAAAAGAUAUCGAAAAAUAUCGAAAAGUACCGAAAAGAUAUCGAAAAGUACCGAAAAGAUAUCGAAAAGUACCGAAAAGAUUUCGAAAAGUACCGAAAAGAUAUCGAAAAGUACCGAAAAGAUAUCGAAAAGUACCGAAAAGAUAUCGAAAAGUACCGAAAAGUACCGAAAAGUACCGAAAAGAUAUCGAAAAGUACCGAAAAGAUAUCGAAAAGUACCGAAAAGAUAUCGACAAGUACCGAAAAGAUAUCGACAAGUACCGAAAAGAUAUCGACAAGUACCGAAAAGAUAUCGACAAGUACCGAAAAGAUAUCGACAAGUACCGAAAAGAUAUCAACAAGUACCGAAAAGAUAUCGAAAAGUACCGAAAAGAUAUCGAAAAGUAUCGAAAAGAUAUCGAAAAGUAUCGAAAAGAUAUCGAAAAGUAUCGUAGAGAUAUCGAAAAGUAUCGAAAAGAUAUCGAAAAGUAUCGAUAUAUCGAUAAGUAUCUAUAUAUCGAAAAGUAUCGAUAUAUCGAAAAUAUCGAUAUAUCGAAAAGUAUCGAUAUAUCGAUAAGUAUCGAUAAGAUAUCGAAAAGUACCGAUAAGAUAUCGAAAAGUAUCGAUAUAUAUCGAAUAGUAAUGAUAUAUAUCGAAAAGUAUCGUUAUAUAUCGAAAAUAUCGAUAUAUAAUAAAAAGUAUCGAAAAGAUAUCGAAAAGUAUCGAAAAGAUAUCGAAAAGUAUCGAAAAGAUAUCGAAAAGUAUCGAAAAGAUAUCGAAAAGUAUCGAAAAGAUAUCGAAAAAAAAGAUAUCGAAAAGUACAGAAAAGAUAUCGAAAAGUACAGAAAAGAUAUCGAAAAGUACAGAAAAGAUAUCGAAAAGUACCGAAAAGAUAUCGAAAAGUACCGAAAAGAUAUCGAAAAGUACCGAAAAGAUAUCGAAAAGUACCGAAAAGAUAUCGAAAAGUACCGAAAAGAUAACGAAAAGUACCGAAAAGAUUUCGAAAAGUACCGAAAAGAUAUCGAAAAGUACCGAAAAGAUAUCGAAAAGUACCGAAAAUAUAUCGAAAAGUACCGAAAAGAUAUCGAAAAGUACCGAAAAGAUAUCGACAAGUACCGAAAAGAUAUCGACAAGUACCGAAAAGAUAUCGACAAGUACCGAAAAGAUAUCGAAAAGUACCGAAAAGAUAUCGAAAAGUAUCGUAAAGAUAUCGAAAAGUAUCGAAAAGACAACGAAAAGUAUCGAUAUAUCGAUAAGUAUCGAUAUAUCGAUAAGUAUCGAUAUAUCGAUAAGUAUCCAUAUAUCAAUAAGUAUCCAUAUAUCGAUAUAUCGAUAAGUAUCGAUAUAUCGAUAAUAUCGAUAUAUAAUGAUAAGUAUCGAUAUAUAAUGAAAAGUAUCGAAAAGAUAUCGAAAAGUAUCGAAAAGAUAUCGAAAAGUAUCGAAAAGAUAUCGAAAAGUAUCGAAAAGAUCGAAGAAAAGAUAUCGAAAAUAUCGAUAUAUAAUGAAAAGUAUCGAUAUAAUGAAAAGUAUCGAAAAGAUAUCGAAAAGUAUCGAAAAGAUAUCGAAAAGUAUCGAAAAGAUAUCAAAAAGUAUCGAAAAGACAUCGAAAAGUAUCGAAAAGAUAUCGAAAAGUAUCGAAAAGAUAUCGAAAAUAUCGAUAUAACGAUAAGUAUCGAUAUAUCGAUAAGUAUCGAUAUAUCGAUAAGUAUCGAUAUAUCGAUAAGUAUCGAUAUAUCGAUAAGUAUCGAUAUAUCGAUAAGUAUCAAUAUAUCGAUAAAUAUCGAAAAGUACCGAAAAGAUAUCCAAAAGUACCGAAAAGAUAUCGAAAAGUACCGAAAAGAUAUCGAAAAGUACCGAAAAGAUAUCGAAAAGUACCGAAAAGAUAUCGAAAAGUAUCGAAAAGAUAUCGAAAAGUAUCGAAAAGAUAUCGAAAAGUAUCGAAAAGAUAUCGAAAAGUAUCUAUAUAUAAUGAAAAAUAUCGAUAAGUAUCGAAAAGAUAUUGAUAAGUAUCGAAAAGAUAUCGAUAAGUAUCGAAAAGAUGUCGAAAAGUAUCGAAAAGAUAUCGAUAAGUAUCGAAAAGAUGUCGAAAAGUAUCGAAAAGACAUCGAAAAGUAUCGAAAAGAUAUCGAAAAGAUAUCGAAAAGUAUCGAAAAGAUAUCGAAAAGUAACGAAAAGAUAUCGAAAAGUAUCUAUAUAUAUCGAAAAGUAUCUAUAUAUAAUGAGAAGUAUCGAUAUAUAAUUAAAAGUAUCGAUAUAUAA